Molecule: messenger RNA, 474 nt
Organism: Ilex paraguariensis (yerba mate)
Lineage: Eukaryota; Viridiplantae; Streptophyta; Magnoliopsida; Aquifoliales; Aquifoliaceae
Source: the annotation of a GenBank genome assembly
AUGUUGGUAUGGUAUAGGCUACCAGAGGUGAGUUUUGGGUUUUGGGGUGCUGUCGGCCUUGGGUAUGGGGGUGGGACUGCUAGAGUAGGGGAUAAGGGUUCGGGGGCACAAACGAAACAAUUGUUGGAGGCACAUGAUUCGGGAAAGAAAAGAAGUGUUGCCAAAACAGGGAGUAGACAACCAACUAUUGGAUCUGGGAGUAGUAGCUCACAACCAACUAUUGGAUCUGGGAGUAGCAGCUCACAACCAACCAAAGGGAAUAUCAAUAUCAGUGGCAGUGGACUUCCACCUCCCAGUGGGUUUGCAAUUGGGCUUAGGGGGUUAACAAUUAUCAAGAAUUUGGAAUGUACUGGUUCGGGAGGUGUCAAAGGCAUUGGGAUGCUUGCAAGGUCGAAGAUGAAGAAGAAUGACAAGAAUCCCAGUGAUGAAAAUGGGAAAGGCAGCUCUAAGGGAGGUGAGUGGAGCAUGUUUUGA